AUGAGUUCCUCCGCUUCAACUCCGUUCCAAGCCAAGUUGAAGAAGUGGUUCUCCAAGGCACUGGGCCGGAACAAUCGGGGUUCAGGCAUUAACACGGACAUCCGGAACAACAACAACAAGAAGAGAAACACAGCCACCAGUGACCCGGGUUCUUCUUCCGGGAAACCCGGCGAGACGUCUGCGAAUAGAUGUUAUUGUUGCGAUUCCGCGGCGCCGAUGAGAUGCGAGUUGGACGCCGAAUUUCCGGCGGUUUUGCGUCGAGGGCGCCGGUGUUCUUCCUGUUUGGCGGCGGUGACGAGCAAUCCGAGACCCAACACUUUUGAGGCUUACGGCAGCAGUCCUCAUCAAACGAGUACCCCGAGGUCUGUCACACUCAGCUCGCCUGAAAGUGCUUACGGCAGCGGAAAUUCUGAAGACGGCGUCUCGCAUCUUUCCUGUUCCUUGUCCCGAACUUCUGAUUGCAGAUGUUUCCGGGGUCAUCUUCACCACAAGUCGACCCCCGCUGCUCUCCACCGCCAACACAAGCACUCUUGUGCCGGGGGUGCGCGACUAAGUCAGCACAAUCCAGAGGACUCUGGCAUUAUUCUGGAUGAUUCUGCUGGAAAUGGCAAGAAUGGUGGUGGCAGAGAGUCCAGAGCCGGAGGAGCAGCAUCGUCAUCAUCAUCAGGGGCAGCAGAGAGACCCAAGAUUCGCACGAACCCUUGGGUCAGUUUCAGUGGCAGCCAGCAGCAAUUGACGGAAUGGUUCGCAGUGUCGAAAACUCAGUCACUCGCAGCGUCGAGUGCAGCUGAGUUCCAGCGACGAGCUGCUCGCUAUUCCAGCUCAGCUUCCCUGGUCAUGACCAGCAGCAAUUCCAGUCAUAAUAAUAGCAAUAAGAGGCGAGGUUCGACGACGGGUGGUUGUUUGACAAUUUCUCGAAGCGGAGUCGACAUCAUCAAUCUGCUGGAUGACGAGUUGUUGUUGUUGUUGUUGUUGUUGCUGGUGUCGAAAAUCACCGACAGUGACGACGAGGAACAGCAGCAGGGAGCAAAUAAAAACAGCCGCUUACCUGGGGAAUCUGCCGUGACAGGACCCGCAGCGACAUCUGGUGUAAACUUUGUGCGAGGCACUGUGGCCACCAAGUCGUUGACUAUCCCUGCUUCAACUGGGCUCAGCGGAUCAGCUGGGUUCACCAAGUUGCAGCAGCAGCAGGGUUUCCCCAGUGGCAGGACGAGGGUUGCCAAGAGGACCUUGGACUGUCCAAGGUGUCUUCUGAUGGCCAAACAAGUGCCCAUGUCUUGUCUGGACUGCUACCGGGACAAGUCCUGGGAGUCGCAACUUUGCGCUUAUUGCAGGUCUUGGCUGUUGGCUGAAGGAGACUCGACACCUGACGUCAACAGCGACUCAGACUACAACGACGCCGACACUUCCUCGUCGUCACUGUCGGUGAUUUUCGACACCAGCAACAACAACAACAACAACAACAACUCGUCAUCCAGCAGAUUGAUGAUGUCGACUCCGCUUCGAGAAAUUGUCAAACAACCACCCGUCGUCGAACCUCGCCUCUACCAACAAAACCCUCAUCAUCAUCAUUUGGGAAAGCCGCCUUUGCAUGACCAUCAACCCAUCAAAAUCGAUUUCCGCCAAAUCAGAGGAAUGGAAACCCGUGUUCCUCAAAAGCAGCACGUCGACUUGCACGUCUCGUCGGAGUCAUCAAUACACUCGGACCCAGCUGCGGAAAACGGAGUCGACUUAUUAUUGGAUGCCGAAGAAGAAGAAGAAGGAGGGGUUUCGGGUUCGGUUUCCGGUAGUGUGCGGUGUUUGAGUGCUGCUGCUGGAACCGCAAUGAUGAUGACGACGACGACGAAUGGGAAUAAGUUGGGCACUUAUUCGACGUUGGAGGAGAAGUUGAAUCAGUUGCGAUUGGAGAGACGAUUGCUGGAGGCCAAGAUCCGGGAUGCGGUGGAAGAGGACCAGCUCAAGUUCGUGACGGGUUGGAAGCCGAGGUCUGUGUCUGUGCCCAGACAU
Molecule: messenger RNA, 2007 nt
Organism: Notodromas monacha
Lineage: Eukaryota; Metazoa; Arthropoda; Ostracoda; Podocopida; Cyprididae
Source: the annotation of a GenBank genome assembly